AUGCUUGUCAUCUCAGACUUUGUCCAGGCAGUGAGAGGGUUACUGAUGUGCGGCUUAACCAUCGGCUUCUUCGCUGUCAUGUGCUGCUUCAUCGGGAUGGAGUGCACUUAUAUCGGCGGAGCAGAACAAACUAAAGACAAACUGGUUGUUUCUGGAGCGGUGUUUCAUUUUGUCGGUGGUGUGUCGAAUCUUUCUGCCUACUGCCUGUACAUCAACAGGGUUGCUAGAACAGCUUUAGCAAGGAACCUAGCACCAGGACAGCUACGAUAUGAAUUAGGACCUCCCUUAUUUCUGGGCUUGGUGGGAUGCUUUUUAAUCAUGUUUGGGGCUCUGCUUUAUGCUGUGACCGUUUUCAGAGUCGUCUACUCUGAAAGAAAAGUGAUUCCAGUCUAUGGUGGAAGUACGUAUGCACCUGCUGGGUCCAGAAGAAAAAGUCUCUACACCAGAUAUGACCCGUCCAGACUUUAUGGAACCUACGUUGGAUCGGGACGAUCAAGCAGCAAGAUCUCAAGGAUCUCUCAGUCGACAACAACAAGAGUGUCAGAAAGAGAUGCAUUUGUGUAGUGUCAGUCUCUAUGAUGCGCUCUGAACAAACUUUU
This is a messenger RNA of Nematolebias whitei (Rio pearlfish), 599 nucleotides long. Its product is annotated as claudin-10-like. Gene Ontology annotation, molecular function: structural molecule activity. Gene Ontology annotation, cellular component: plasma membrane; bicellular tight junction. The transcript is spliced from 4 exons. Lineage: Eukaryota; Metazoa; Chordata; Actinopteri; Cyprinodontiformes; Rivulidae. The record is from RefSeq and is a predicted model, not a curated record. The coding region runs from base 1 to 564 and encodes 187 amino acids. Gene Ontology annotation, biological process: cell adhesion; bicellular tight junction assembly.